AUGCUCUGGAACAGAGUUCUACUGAUCGUGGUCACUGACUGCGACGCCACGGACUCCUCCGAUGAUGAAGGGGAGAGGGCGGUGAGGAUGUGGAGGAGGGUGAAGUGGCACAUGUGGGGGAUCAAGUUUGUGUCGACGCUGCCGUUUAACGCCUGCUGCCGAAAGUUCAGAGGAGUGCUUAAGCGGCCGAGGGGGCGUUGGGCGAUGGAGAUUCGCGACCCCACCCGGGGGAAACGCCUCUGGCUCGGCAACUAUGACAGCCUGGAAGAAGCCGCUGCCGUGUACGACAACGCCUCCGUGUGA
Ipomoea nil (Japanese morning glory) is the source of this 303-nucleotide messenger RNA. Its product is annotated as pathogenesis-related genes transcriptional activator PTI6-like. Gene Ontology annotation, molecular function: DNA binding; DNA-binding transcription factor activity. Bases 1 to 303 code for a protein of 100 amino acids. Gene Ontology annotation, biological process: regulation of DNA-templated transcription. The transcript has a single exon. The record is from RefSeq and is a predicted model, not a curated record. Lineage: Eukaryota; Viridiplantae; Streptophyta; Magnoliopsida; Solanales; Convolvulaceae.